This is a messenger RNA of Kwoniella botswanensis, 639 nucleotides long. RefSeq lists its product as uncharacterized. Gene Ontology annotation, biological process: phosphorelay signal transduction system. The coding region runs from base 1 to 639 and encodes 212 amino acids. The record is from RefSeq and is a predicted model, not a curated record. The transcript is spliced from 5 exons. Lineage: Eukaryota; Fungi; Basidiomycota; Tremellomycetes; Tremellales; Cryptococcaceae.
AUGAUUCAUACCAAGUUUGGCGGGAGUGGACUGGGCUUGUUUAUCUGCAAGAGGAUAUCCGAACUCCUUGGCGGUCGUAUCGAACUAGAAAGUCAGCUAGGAGUUGGGAGUGCUCGCACCGGACAACCGCAAAAGACCCUGGAGGAUACCAUAUCUACUCUGAAACUCACUGCUCCAGCACCUACACUCUCUUACAGCCCUGUCAAAUCGAUCACACCUGGUCCCGUCAACAUCCACUUCCUCAUUGUCGAGGAUAACAUCAUCAACCAGACUGUUCUCAAGCGUCAGAUUGUCAAAGCGGGUUUUACCUGCGACGUAGCGAAUAAUGGCCAGGAAGCUCUCGACUGUAUACAUGAUUCCACAGGAAAGCGGGUCUACGAUGUGAUACUGAUGGACCUCGAGAUGCCAAUUAUGGAUGGUCUAACUGCUGUCAAGCAUAUACGGCAGUCUGAAGCACAGGGCGUCCUCAAGCCUCAGCUCGUCAUCGCGUUGACUGGUAAUGCGAGGCAGGGACAGAUAGACCAGGCUCUAGCUGCUGGGAUGGACGAUGUCAUCAUCAAACCUUACAAAUUACCCGACCUAAUUGCCAAAGUCAAGGGCAAAAUCCCACUUAGUAAUGGUCACGCGAAUCUUACGUGA